AUGGAUAAGAGAAUGCUAUAUACUUCAGAAGACUCAUAUCCUCAAAGCCGGGAACCGAAUAGAUCGUGUGAUGAUAAUUCACCCACGUAUUUAGCCAUAAGUCCGAACGGGAUUCUUGCGGCAACUUUUAAUUCUGUAACUUAUGAAAUUAAAAUUUACGGAGUGGUUAACAAAGAAGUUCCUACUAAUCUUUGGUUUACUGAAAAUGAAAUGAAAGAAUUGGAGAAACAUUCUAAAGACGUGUCGUUUUCUUUGGCCAUUUCCGAUUCAGCAGAUAAAGAUGAUGUAGUAUAUGUAGCUGUAUCACGUUUUAAAAAUAAACCAAUCGAAAAUCAAAAAACUAAUACAGAUGAAGAACAAGAGGCUGAUUCUAGGAAAGAUAACCCAAGAACUAUUAAGGAUGAAGAAAAAGAGAUUGGUUAUAGGAAAGAUAACCCAAGAACUAUUAAGGUUGAAGAAAAGGAGAUUGGUUAUAGGAAAGAUAUUCCUGGUAGAGAAAAAAUGAUUGAUCAAACGUUUGUGUUUUCAACAAAAUUAAGUGCGCGUAUCAAGACUGCUGCAGACAAUCGCGGUGGGAUUGUUAGAUUUUUGAAUAAUAAUUUGCCAAAGGAAGCCGGUCAAUUGAAUGGAUUCACUAAUCUUAUUGUAAUGAACGCGUCUGAAAUCACAAAAGUAUUCAUCAAUAAUAUCAAUCAUAAAAAGUUUAGCGAUCGAUCAAUAUUUAAAAAUUCUUUGGUCUCGGAAGAAUAUGAAUUUCCAACAAUUAUUCAAGAUAAAUUAUAUCAUAACUCUUGUACUAGAUUUUUAAAUACCAUCGUUGAAAGAAAUUAUUUAUUUGUUGAAGAUUAUAAAAAUCAUAUACUUGAAAUGUAUAAUUUACAUUCCAUGAAUUUAGAUUUGACAUUUCAAAAUCGUGAUCAAGUUACUCUUUCAAAGCAGUUUCAUGAAAAUGCUAUUUUUUCCAUUUCAAAACACCGUCAUCUAUUAGCAUAUUGUAAUGGUACAAAGAGUAUUACGAUUUAUUUGAUGGAGAAUGGACUUGAGGUUACAACGAAAGAAUUUACCGAUGCAAACAAAAUCCUUUUAAUUUCAUUUAUUGAUGAUGAUGAAAGAUUACUCGUCGUCACUGAUAAUAUCACUGAGGAAGCCACUGAGCAAACCAUUGAAGAAGGCACUGAAAAUACCAUUGAAGAAGGAACUGUAGAAGUAUCCGAAGAAGGCACUGUAGAAGCAUCUGAAGAAGGCACUGAAGAUACCAUUGAAGUAGUCACAGGAACUUUCACUCCAACGAUAAAUAUUUGGGAUCUUUUCACUUUUAGUAAUGAUGUACGAGUGUUUGACGAUGAUUCAAAUAUUUUUAGUUCCUUACAAAAGUCUAAUAGUCACUCAAUAGCUUUGUCAAAUGGAUCAAUACUUGCAUCUUUACAGGAUGGAGAUAUUUGCAAAUUUUCGUAUGAUAAAAUUAAAUUAAAGCCACCUAAUAUAUCACCCAUUAAUCAAGUUCAAGAGGAUCAUCAAGAGAUGGAUGCUAAGAAAAAACCAUACCCCAUUAUUAAAGAACCUUGGGUUAGUAAUAAGAAAGAUAAACAUAUUCCUUCUUAUCUUGAUGAAUAUAAAACAAUUCAACUUAUAAUUGGAGAAACAACAGUUCAAGUUUGGAAGAAAAGAAAAGGUCAUGACGCUACAAAUGAUCGGGUUUUAAAAUAUAUUUGGGUAAAUCUAGGUAAACAAAAUAUUAAAGUUGAUUCUCUAAAGAUUGGAAAUUGCGAAUUUUAUUUAGAUUUGUCAUGGGAUGUACCUAGUAAUGAUAAUACCAGUGUUCCUAGUGAUGAUAAUAAUACCAUUCCUAACCUCCCGAAUGAUUCAAAGGUAAAAAAGAAAGAGCAUAUUCAUUGGCCAAAUAAAGCUCAUGUCCUCAAAGAUGCAUGUGUUGCUAUGGAGUAUCUUUACAAGCGAAGAUAUGAUUCUGCAGGAUCGAAUAACUUAAACAAAUAUGAAGAAUUGUUUGUAGGCACAGAAAAACUUAUUAAUAAAUGUAUCAAAAAAAAUCCGAGUUUAUGGAGUUUAACUGAAGUAAGAUAUGGAAUUAUGGCCAAUAUCAUUCGAUCAAAAAAUAUACCAUUAUUGCAUCGGAUUCUAUUCGAUUAUAAAGAAGCAGAUGGCAACAAACAAGAUGAAACGAGACUAGCUAUUGGACAAUCUUUAGGUGAAAAUCGUAGGGAUAAAUCUAUCGUCGCCAUGUUACUCGAAUAUUAUUCAAAUAAUGCGGAAAAGGAUAUAGGUUGGAUGUUUACAGUUACAAAGUCUCUUCCUUCGCUUAAAAAAUAUCACUUUGAACCUUAUUUAAAGGAAUUAUUUUACAAACCUUGCUUUGGGUCCAAAGAAGAGUUUGUAGAUUCAAAAUUUGUUUCUCAACGUAAAUUGAAAGAAGGAUAUAAAUCAGAAAUUUGUUCAUUAAAUGUGAGACCGCGACUUUUACUGAAGCAAAAUAAAUCUUCAUGGUGGAAUAAAUUAAAGUCGUUGAAGAUUUUUGAAUGGAGUUCAAAAGAUACGGGUAAAAAGAUUCCACGAGUAACGGCAGUACGCGUAGUUCCGUUACCUGAUUUUACAGUUUAUCCAACUAAUGCGACAGAUAGAACACAUAAUAAUUGGAUGAUUCCGUUCAAACUUAUCAAACUCAUAAUUUUUCCAAGAAUUUAUUUGAUUCAUGAUAAAAAUCAUUUUAGUCCUUUUCUAAAACUUAUGAGUAAAAAUGAAAAUGAGCAAUUAUAUGAUAAUCCAGCAAUGGAAGCGUGCAUUGAUUUCAAAUGGGGAGCAGCGAGAAAUUGUUUCUUACGUCAUUUUACAUUAUUCAUAGCUUUUUCGCUCACAUUUGCAUUAGGUUCUGGAAUAAUCAAAGAUGUCAAAAGUAAAAUAUUGACAGGAUUAUUUUUUUAUUUUGGAUAUUAUCUUUUGAUGACGGAAUUUAUACAAUUAAAGCAUCAGGGAUUUAAAAGAUAUUUGAGCAUAUAUAAUAUUCUUGAUGUUGUAUCAAUUUUUCUUGCAUUAAUUACGAUGAUAAUCUAUCUUACCCUAAUUGCAGUUGAAGUUAACAUAGUUCUGCAAGCUUUUGCGGUCUUACUUUUAUGGUUUGAAUUACAUAUCAUAUUAGAGCAUCCUAAUCUUAUUGAUUUGAAACCUAAUGGCAACAAAUUUGUGAUAAACUCAACAAAUCCAGACUUUGACGGCCUUACAAUUGAACAAGUCUUUGAUGUUGAUGAUCCCAUGGAUAAUUAUUAUAGAAAAUUGACAUAUUCUGUUAUGGGAGCAUAUUUUUGGAUCCUUGGGAGAUGGGAUCAAAUAGAAGUAUGGGAUUUCUGGCCAAUUUAUGUAAUUAGUAUAGGAGCAAGUAUUUUAAUAGUCACCAUCAUGCAGAAUUUGCUGAUCGCAUUUAUGACGGGUGUAUAUGAGAACGCAAGACAUAAUGUAAAAUUGGCGGUGUUAGGUUAUAGAGCUGAUUUAGUCGCUGAUUAUGAAACGUUAGAAAAACCAUUAGAUGAUUCGGAUGACUCGGAUGAUGAUGAUCAGGACGAACAAUCUUUAAAUGUAGCAAGUAAAGAUAAAAAUGAUCAAAAAUUUAAAUUGGCUGUCGAUGAUCAUGAGGAUAAAUCUAUCAUCACGAAUGAUGAGCAAUUCGUGAAAUUACAAGAUGAGAUGAAGAUGUUAAAAAAUGAAGCUGCUAGGACCGAUUGUAGUAGGCCAUAG
Funneliformis mosseae is the source of this 3744-nucleotide messenger RNA. The record is from the annotation of a GenBank genome assembly. NCBI's taxonomy places the organism in Eukaryota, Fungi, Glomeromycota, Glomeromycetes, Glomerales, Glomeraceae.